AUGGAAAUGAAUGUUGAAGUGUAUAGUGAGAAAAAUGAAUUACCUCCAGGCCUACUACAUAGGUUAUCUGAUAAAAAUAAACAACGACAUUCAUGUGGCAAAACAAUAGGUCUUCUUGUUGCUCUUAUCUCAUAUGUUCUUGCGUUGACAUUAAUUAUUGGUGAUCUUUUCUUAGAUAGUCAAAUUUUUGGUCGUAUACUUCAUCAUUUUCAUGCACACACAAUUCCAUUAAUUCCACCUAAAAAAUGGAUUGCACCACUUUGGAUAAUUGUCUAUGGUUUACAAAUUCCUUGGUUAUUCUAUGCUAUAACAACAUUAUGUCGUCGAAAUGGUCGUUGUAGUGAUAAUGAUUAUUUAUAUAAAUAUCCUCGUCCAGUACCUCCUAUACAAUUAUUAACAUUUAGUCUUGGUUGUUGGUCACAUAUUAUAUUUUUAUUUCUUAUUCAACAUCAAUCUAAUAUUCUUGCAACUGUUUAUAUUAUAUUAGGUACGAUAGCAUUAAUAUUUUGUUUUAUAACAUCAAUAAUUCAUCUUCAUAAUUAUGAACGUGAAUUAUCAACAUGUCAUUUAUACGGUGAUAUAUGGUUAAUUAGAAUAUUUGUUCAUAAUGGUCUUAGUGUUAUGUUAGCAUGGCAAACAGCAUUAAUUGGUUUUUCAUCUUUAUAUGCUUAUAAUACAUUAUUAUUACCAUCAAAAAUAUUAAAUCAAAUCAAUGAAUCAACAUUAAAUUUAAUUGGUUUAUGUCUUAUUAGUUCAAUAUGUAUUAUAGCAAUAAUUUAUAUUAUAUUAAUGUUAUGUUUGUUUUCAAAUACAAUAUGUCAUAUUAUUGCUGGAUGGAUAUUUCUUGUUUUAUUAACAUUUAGUUAUUGGUAUGAACAUGAACAUCAAAUAAAUUUUAUACUUCUUAUAUCAUUUUAUUUAUUAACAGCAUUAUUAUUAUUUAUUGUAUGUCUACAUUUAGUUUUAACUUUUUUUCAUUAUUCUAAUACAACAUGUAUAUCAUGGAUGAAUUCAAAUAGAAAUAAUUAUCGUCAUGGCAUACUUCAAGGAAAAGACUGA
Molecule: messenger RNA, 1059 nt
Organism: Rotaria sp. Silwood1
Lineage: Eukaryota; Metazoa; Rotifera; Eurotatoria; Philodinida; Philodinidae
Source: the annotation of a GenBank genome assembly